GACUUCUUCGCGCACUCGAGUUCCAGUCCCCGCACUAGUCGCUCUCCCGCCAGCUGUGCCCCGGCAAUGGAUUAAAAGUCGCGACGGGAGCCGAGCGGGAGCCCGGGCAGCCCCGGUCCGUUCCGCCCUGCUCCGGCUUGGGGUCCCGCGCCGCCGUGGUCCACGAGUGGUGCUGCGCGCGCCGGCCCCUCUCCCACACCUCUCCCCCGCUGCUCGGGGCAGGCGGCCGCUUCUCCCCCCGCGGAGAUGUCCGGCGGCGGCCGGAGGAGGGGCGGCUCCUCCUGGCCCAGCUUCUCCCGGUUCUUCACUCCUCGCAGCCCUUCUCGGGACAAGGAGGAGGAAGAGGAGGAGAAGCCCGCGGCGAUCCAGCCCCCAACAGGAGGAGCUCCCAGUCCUGCAAAAGAGCCUGUCAUUAUAAGUCAGAAAAAGGAAAGUGCAUCUUCAACAGAGCCGGACUUGGCUUCUGGCGUAAAUCCUAUCCUUUUGAAGAAGAAUACCUCUGACAGCCAGGGCUCUGAAGGAACAGACUUGUAUUAUGGGGGAGGAAAACUGAUUUCCCAAAGUGAGGACAGUAGGAGCCAUUCUGAGAAACCAGCUAAUCUUUCACCAGAAGAAGACACAAAAAAACUAGAUGACUUUACCAGUUUACCCUCAGAUUCUAAGACUCUAGACAUUGAUAAACAGCCCAAAGAAGGCUUUCUCCAAUUCCUUGGUAACUUAUUUAAUAUCUCAGCAAAAUCCCUCCAGCAACUACCCCUCAAAAGUGAACAUGACAAAACUGAAAAGGAUUCACAAAAUCUCAUUGUACUUCAUAAAGAAAAGUUUAAAAAGGAAAAUGAUAUACGCUACAGUCCUCCUCUGGAAGAGCUAAAUCCAACAAUUGAAAAAAAAGGCCUGCCCACUUCAACUGAUAUGUCAGAUGUUAUUUCAGAAGAUAUAAAAGAAGAUAGUGAACAAGAAAGCAAUGAAUUGCUAAAAAACGUAGCAUGUGAACCUGAGAUACCUUCAACUACAUAUUCAACUUACCGGGGUCCCAGACAAAUUUUGAAAAUUAUGAGAAAACACACCAAAUUAGAGACUUUAACUUCCGCACAAAAAGCAGAUGAAACUUCUGAUUCUAGUACAAGUACUCAAACUGGAAAUGAAAGUGAGUCUGAGACUGUACUCUCUCCAAAUUCACCUAUCAACUACAAGACAGAUCUGCUCAAAAGCCCUUUAAAGCACGUGAUUUUAAAUAACAGUAAUUAUAAAGAAUGUAAGAGAAGCGGGUCCUCAUCAUCUACUGAAAAUAGCUCAAGUUCUAUAGUUGAGUCCUGUUAUAAGCAUCCUUUAAAUUAUGUACCUGUUUAUAAAAUAGACAAUAUAAUAGGAUCAGUGUUAAUAGAAAAUGAUACCAAAGACCCUAGAAAUCCUGCUUUUCAGAGGUGUGUGAAUCAAAAAACCACUUUAGAAAACAACUUUUUGAAGAAUGGUAGAACAUCAGAGCAAAGAGGAGAGUAUUUUCAGCACAUAAAUGAAGAAAACAAACCAAUUAUUCAAGGCUUACAGAAAAAUAUGCAAGUUAAAGAAAAUACAAAGGAGAAAGAAAUCUCCACUAAUGAACUCUCAUCCCCAGAUAACACAUUAUGUGCAAAAAAUGAAAUGGUUGGAUCUUUACCAAAAGACGCUGAUUAUAUUGUUAUAACAGAAAAUCAGAGCUUUGAUUCUGGGUCAUCAGAUAAAGUGUCUCAAGGUAUUAUAAUAAUUCAAGAUGAUCCUCCCUCUCUACAAUCUGUUAAGGAGUCAGAAAAGGCAGGUUGUAUACAAAACAGCAUAACACCUGAACUGAAAGUUGAAGUAUUUAAUAGGAACCAUAUUUCAGUGUCUUCCUUUGAAUCUGAGAAUCUUGAGUUGGCCGAAGUUUUUAUUAGCUCUUCAGAUGUUAACAAUGAAAAAACACCUCCCGUCCUUGAAUGUGAAAAGACUGAUUCUUAUGAUUCCACUCCUACCAUUGAUUCUGAAAGUGGCAUCUUCGGAAAGUGGGAAGCUCCAAUUUUAAAGAAUAUGAGGCCUUGUACAGAACACGAACAGAAUAAAAUUGUUCCUUCUACUACAGCCAAGGAAAUUAAUCUAGUCCUCCAUGAUGUUGACUCUGAAGAGAUUUACCCCGUUGAGAUUUCUCCAUCUGACUCAAAAUGUAAAGAUAUGCGCCUUAUGGCAAUACCACAAAGUUAUCAGAGAUCCCCAAAUGAAACCCCACUUGUUUUUGAGAGUGGUGUGAUAGAGGAUUUGCUUUGUGGCCAUGACAAUCAAGUCGUGAGGUCAGUGACAUAUGCUAAUGAGGAUACCCUUUUUCUUGACUGUCAUGAACCUGGAGACAUUGAUGACACUAAAAUACUUUCUUAUAAAUCUGGAAUAGGGCUCAGCUCCUCUAAUAUGUUGCCUAAAUCCCAACAAGACGACAGCACCUUACAGGUUAUGGCAAAAGCCUCUUCUAAAUUAAAAGCCAAAAGUUCUCUUGAAGUUUCCUCUAUGCUGAGGUCAGAAGAAACAGCUUCAUUUGAAAGGCAUUAUGAAAAAAAUAAUUUAUUAGGUGACAGUUCUAAGAGCAUUUCCUCUUUCAUCGGUAAACCUGAAGACGCUAACAUGGAUGUGAAUUCAUCUAAACCCAGUGAUAAUUUUGAAAUUUUGAAAACUGCUGCAGAUCUCACAGGUGACGAUACUUCCUUAGUUAUGAUGAUAUCUGCCAACAGCCCCUGGGAAUUUGAAAAAGCCAACCAGGCAGUGACCAAAAUGCCGUGCCAUAGAUACGGCAGGGAUGUCCCUAAGAUUCAUGCUGGAAAGCUAGGGCUCAAUUAUCUAACUGCUGCUGUGCUGAAAAAUGCCAUAGAAGCUGAUGCUCAGACCGUUGCUAGUGCCACAGUGUCAGUUAACAGCUCAAGCCAACAGUGUUCUGAAGCCUCAGCUGAGGCCACAGAAACCAGGAAAAGAGCACAUGACAAAUCUCUGGACUCCAACAGUGGUUUAUUUAAAAAGGCUGAUACGUUGGUUGAUGUAAGUUUGAGCUCUGACAGGAAAGAACUGAAGCCUCUGGAAGUAGGGCUUAACUACGUGGAGUGUGAUGCAGUUACCCUGAAAGAAGAGGCCCCUGGAGGAAAAACAUCUGAAGAAGAAGUGAAGGCACUGAUUCAGCUACCAGGCCAUUUGGAUGAGUGCAGUGUUGAAAAUGUGGCAGAAGACAAAAGAGAAGAAAAAGCCCAAGUUUUAACUACUCUUGGUGAGAGGAAUCUCCUUAUUGAUAUUGAUAAAAUGGAUGGGUCUGAUUUUUUAACAAUCAAAGCAAAGGAAUUGGUCAGGGAGGUGAUUCAUCGUGCCCAACAAAUUGUGAUAAGUGAUCAUUCCAGAAAGACGAAGUUUAGGAGCCAUACCAGACAUCCUGAAAAGGCCCGUGCCACCAAGAUUCUGAGCAGUGAUAUUAUUAAACCACUGUAUUUGGCUAAAGAAUUCUUGGCCUUGGAGGAGUCAGAACACCAAAGCAUAACUAAAGGCAGUGAAAACAAAGACUCAGAAAGCCCUUUGGCUAAAAUUAAUUUAGAGAACAACACAGAUUCAGCCAAAGAAACAGAACUAGUGCCUUACCCUCAAAGCUCGUGUGCUGGAAAUGGAUUGGGACAGUUUGAUGGUGCAGAGUUGCCAGAACCAGAUGUUUCACUCCCAGAGAACACGUCUGACAAAGGCUUCGAUGACAAAGGUCUGCCAUCAGCCUGUGCCAAAGAAGAAAGUAAAGGAGAAAGGCUGCCAGCGCAGCUCGAGUGUAUGGGCAACCACAAAACGCAGACAGAGGACACGGGAGCGUUUGUCUUAAAUCUCAAGUGGACCCCUUUCAUUAAGGAGGAAGCGUACACCCACCAACCUAGCACGUCCAAAGGCAGUUUUUCUGAUAGCGUUGUAUGUAUUAAUGAAAAAUGCCUGCCAGGACACAGUAUUAAACCACUGCCCACAGCCAUGUUAGAUAUGGGGAAAGUUUACAGAAAAGAUGCUGAAUUAAGCUUAGGCAAAAUUGAAAUGGAGCCUUCCAUGGUAGAAAUGCGGAAAGUAUUCAAGAAAAGCACUGAAUUAAAUAUAGGGAAAAGCGAGCUGAUGCCCUCAUUGUUAGAAAUGGGAAAAGCAUACACAAUACAUGCUGAAUUAAAUGCAGGAAAAAACGAGUUGAUGCCUUCAAUCUUAGAAAUGGGAAAAUCAUACAAAAGAAGUGGAGUAAAUCUUAUAAAAGUAGAAGGAACGCCCGACAGUAUCAAAAUGGGAGAACCAUGUGAAAGGAACAGUGAUGAAAUGGCACCUGUCAGGCUAGAAAUAGAAAAGGCAUUUCAAAAAGAUAACGAAGGGAAUGGUGAAAAAGCUUCCGUGACAUCGCCCAAGUUAAAAAUAGAAAAAACGUGUAAAGACGAUAUGAAUAUUACACAAGCCGGCUUGGCAAUAACCAAUAUCUUAGGAAUGGGGGAAAAAAGCCAAAACGUUGUUGAAGGGAAUAUUGGGGAAAGUAAAGUGGUACCUGCUAUUUUUGAAGUGGGGAAAAUAUACCAAAUGAAUACUGAAGGGAAUUUGGGGAAAAUUGAAAUGAGACCUGUCGAAAUAACGAAAAGUGUGGCACCAGGUGACGAGAAGACGAAGUCACAGUUUGAGGACUAUGAGUUACCUACAUUAAGUAAGGAUUGUAAAGUAAAUAUUGGUUUUAUGACACCAGAUUUUCUAUCUGAAGAUCCCAAAGGAAGGACAGAGAAGAAUCUAUACAUGACUGCAGUGUGUGGGAAAGAAAGAAAUCUAAGUUAUGACUUUGCCAACGAACAGCCACAUUUAGCUUUUAUACCACAAGAUGAGCAAAGUAACCCUUCUUUCACCAUUUUGUACGAAGAGCCCCUUCAAGAGGAGGCUCAGUAUUUACCCGCUGAAGAAGAGGGAGCACACUCGCUGGGCUUUCCCGAUGAGCCCACCAACUGUCUGCAGCCUGUUUUGGUAUGUGAGAGGUCUGAAAGCAGAACUGACCUUGUCCAUCAUUUUGAAAAGGAGAGCAAAUCCAGCGAGAUGUUCGACAGUGACAAUUCUGAAAUGUUCUUAUCAGUGGAGGCAAAAAGGUACAAAGUCUACCCGUUAGCCUUGUCUCCCAUCUAUGAAGACGACAGCCCUCAGGAUGACAUCCUGUCUAGUGAAGUCUCACCAGGUCACCGAGGAUCUAGUGCAAAGUCAAGAGACGGCUCUGGUCAACCUUCCUCUGUGCUGUCACUUCUGCAAUCAGUGUCAGAGCGUUUAAGGAUGAAUUUUGAUGACGGAGAAAAGCUUGAGGCAGAAGAGGAAGAAAUAGUGGAUGAGGAGGAGGAGGGCCUGCAACAUAAAGAGAAUAUUCUGAAAACUGGAAAGAGAGAGCAGGCUGCUUUUCAGCUUGCAGAUUGCGCCCCUCUCGCUUAUGAAGGGGAGGACCAAGAAGGAACGAGGCCUUCCAAAAUGCCGCUUUUUCUUUCCAAUGAAGCCACGACCUCUAAUCAGCCAACUGCCCCGUGGCCAGACAAGGCCGCACUUCACCACGCGUCGGGCCCUUUUCUGCAGAAGUCUGACCUCAGUUCUAAACUGCACUCGUCUUUCAAGAGUGCCUAUCAUCAGUAUCUGCAAACUGCCAAAACCUUGUCACCUGAGAAAGGAGCCAAGGCUGGCAGCGCUCUUCAGGAGCCGGGCCCCCCAUUAAACACUUAUCCCGAGAAUUCUUUUGAUAAGCAAAGCCUGAAAUGUAACCCCAGGCCUGGAAAGAUGGUCAUCUAUGACCUUCAUGGAAGUAAAUAUAAACAGGAGAUUUACAAUGACAUUCUUGAUGCUGCCUCCUGGACCUUUCCAAAUGGAGCAUUCAUCAGAGUUGUAAGAGGAUGCUGGAUUUUAUAUGAGAAGCCGCAUUUCCAAGGCCAUAAAUGUGUUUUAGAAGAAGGAGAAAAAGUGCUCAACCGUGACUGGAUUUUUCGGAGUAAAAAGCACCAAACGAGAAACUUUGUGAUUGGCUCUAUCAAGCGAGUAUUGAAGGAUUGCAGUGUUCCAGAAAUAGAACUUUGCCCACAGUCUGAUGCAGCAUGUUGCCCCAUCUAUGUACAAAAAUCAGUUGCCAAUUUAGAAGAACUGAAUUUACCAAGAUCAGUGUCAUUUGCUGUGAAGUCAGGAGUUUGGCUUGCCUACACAGACGUGAAUUUUAAGGGACAAAUGACAGUUCUGGAGGAAGGCCAUGGACUCUUUGAGAUUUCAGCAUCUGAAAUUAAAUCACUGUAUUCACUUCAAAUGGGUGGAUUGAAGGUGGAAAUGCCCAUGAACUUAAAGGUGAUUAUAUAUGAUAAAACACAUUUCCUUGGACAUGCCAAGGAGUUUAAUGAACAUGUAGACUCUGUCCCAGAGCUUUUCAGAAAAGAAGAGAUUUUCUUUGGAAUUGCAUCAAUUCGUGUCAUUGGUGGAGUGUGGGUUGCCUAUGAAAAAGAACGUUUUAAAGGUCAACAGUAUCUGCUGGAAGAGGGAGAAUAUGAAGACAUCAGUACCUGGCAGACGCUGAGCAGCACUUUAUUGUCCUUCCGGUAUUUACAAGCUAAUUUUAUAGAAUCUUCAGUCACACUAUUUGAGGAUACUAUAGAAAACUCAAAAUUUGUUAAUAUUAUUAAUCGAGAAGUUCCUGAUUUGGAAGAAGUUGGGUUUGGUAGUGAAACAAGAUGUAUUCACGUUAAAAGUGGAGUUUGGGUUGGCUACCAGCAGAGGUUCUAUUGCGGAGAACAGUAUAUACUUGAGAAAGGGAAAUACAAGAGCUUUUUUGACUGGGGAGGAGUCAACAACCAAAUCUUGUCAAUUAGGCCCGUCAGGCUGGAACCUCUUGGGAUAAAUGAGCCUCCAUAUUUGCUCAAAGCAUAUGAUCAACCAAAUUUCCAAGGAAAUUGUGUAGAUUUCACAGGUCAUAUUUCUGAUUUGACAGCCUUCACACCACAUUCAUUUAAAGUUCUUCGGGGAAGCUGGCUCAUGCAUUGCCAAGGGGAUUUCUCCAGCAACCAGUGUGUGUUAGAAGAAGGCCUCUAUGCUGACCUCACUUCCUGUGGCUGCUCUCCAGCUCAAGUCAAAUCUCUGAAGCCCAUUAAAUAUGUUUUUGAAGAGCCCUUCAUCAGUCUCUUUGCUCUGGAACACUGCGAAGGAAGAGAGCUCUGUUUAGGGGAUGCGAUUAACUCGGUUCUAAACAAGGAUGUCUACUUCUACACACAGUCAGUAUGGGUAAAGAGCGGACUGUGGAUUGCUUAUGAAGGCUCCAAUUUCCUGGGAAGACAAAUGUUGCUGGAGCCCAGUGAGAUUUCAAACUGGUCGGCCUUCAGUGGUUGGAAAACGAUUGGUUCUCUCCGCCCAGUCAAACAGCCUUCAGUGUACAUCAGAAUAAAGAACAGAGCCCAAGGUGAAUAUCUAACAGUCACUGGAAAUCUAGCCGAUAUGAGGACGACGUCUUUAUGUAUUUCUCCCUAUAAUGGAAAAAAUACCCAAGUGUGGCACUACUGUCGAGGACUCUUUAAAUCCAAGGCUAAUGAUACAUGUCUUGAUGUUAUUGGUGGAAAAGAGACAGCUGGAGCUAAAGUAGCUGUAUGGACUGAACAUGGAAGGCUUAGGCAAAAGUGGAAGAUGAACAAAAAUGGAACUAUCAGUUCUUACCUGAAUGACCAUCUUGUCCUUGACAUUAAAGGAGGAAGCUAUUGUGAUAAGACCCAUAUAAUUGUAAACCAGCCUCUGGAGGGGGAACUUACACAGAAAUGGGACAUUGAAAUAUUGUGAAUAAAAUCACCAUCAUCACUAAGAGGAGCUAAGGAAGGUGGAACUGUUUGCCUCAUUGUCUUAAGCAUGUGAAAAAGGAAGCUACUGAAGUCACAGGCCACUGGAAAAUAAGCAGAUAGUGAACUUGUUUCCAUGUUUCUUUCAUCUGUUUAUGGACACAGACUCCCAAACCAUUGCCUUCUAACCAGGAGAGGCCAGGUGGAGUUAAACCAUUUUUGCCAGUUUCUACAUAAACCUAUAGAAAAUGCCUUUCUGUCACCAAGGUGAUAGAGUACUUGGAUUCCUGUGAAUAUGCUCUCUUCUUUUUCAGCUCACCUUUCCUUUUUGUGAUGAUGUUUCUUGCUGGGAAUUCUGGUUGGGAGCACAGUGAACACUAUGCAGCAUUCUAGACCAUUUUCCCCAGAAAGCUAUCUGACACAAAUAAGCAAGCUGAGAAGUCCGCUUUGGCUAGCCAGGCUCCAAUUCACAUUGUUGCUAUAAAGGCUAGUGUUUUCAAAGAGUUGUCAUUCCACUCAUGCUAUUAAUAACGACCCCAGGGCGACUACACUAAAGACUACAUGGUAGAUGAUUGUGUGUGUGUGUGUGUGUAUUUCUAUAUCAUGGGGAAUUAUACGAGUCAAGUUAGAGUCAGAAUCAGAGUGGCGAGUAAGACCUGAGGAGCGUGCAGAGGUUAUCUGAAAAGCAGUUAAUCCCACCUUCUAAAGCGUCCCCUUUUUUGAUACCUGAAGCACUAUGUUACACAAAGCAAGCAGCCCACCGGCAGUGACAAAUAGAAGACCCUCAACUCUUCCAGGAUUAAAAGCACAACUCUGUAACGUGUUAUUUCCUGUUGCUCAACAGCAUGAUGCUAUUCCUUUUUAAAGGAUGGAUUCCUUCUAUUUUUGAAACAGCACAGAUGACAAGAAUGAAGCCCUUUUGGAUAAAAAAGCCAAUGCAUUUUAAGUACUAUGGGGAAAAGGCAGUGUGGAUCUACCAAGUAACCAAUCCCAGAUGCAUUGAAUCUAGGCAGUCUUCCUUUACUCUGGCCCCAAAAGUAUUCGAGAACUCCUUUACGAUAGUGUCAGACAAGCCAAAUAAUUACUUUGUUUCCUUGAAAUGGUGUAAAGUUUCAAUGUUAGUUUAAAAUGAAAGCAAAGUUGUGUUUUAGGCCUGGACCCUAACGAUUCCCUGCCCUCCCCCCAAAUACAGGUUCUGCAGAUUUCCCUCAUUCUUCUAGAAAACAUUUUUUUUAAGUAACUGAACAGGCAAUCAGUAAAGUCAGGUAGGAAACAAUCACCUUUGAUAUUAUUUCAGGUAAUCUUUUCCACCUUUUCAUUGUUCUAGUGAAUGAUUAAGAUAUUUUUCCCACCUGAAUUUAGAGUAUUCUGAGCUAGAUUUAAAAAUGCAUUGAAACACCCCAAAUUUCUUGCCUGAAAGCAUAUGAAAACACCUCUAUUUUUACAUAGACUCAGAUGAAACUCCAGAGAUGUUUUAAAAGCAUCAGUCUCCUUGCACUUUAGAAUGUAAAUGAGCAGACCUAGAUCUGCUGAUCUGAAUUUUUUAUAGUAACUUGAUCUUUCAAUGUAAAUAUUUCUGAUUUACUACUUGUUUGGUAUUUAGAACUUAAAGAGACAGGAAUCCCCCCCUGCCCCCUUUUGUCGUCUUGGCUCCUUCAAGAAGCAUUUGUAAAAAUUCCAGUGGACCCACUGAUGUGAAUGCAUCUCGUUGCUGUGCCCAUGUUAUUUAAUGGAACUUGAUGUAACAGGAGUAACUGGAGGCUUCAGAAUUUUUAAUGGAAGCCUUCCUUGUGUACAUAUACAAGAAACCUGUAUAUUUUUACUGUAAAAACUGGAUUUUUUAAAAAAAACUUCUUAAAUUGUUUUAAGGAAUUUCUUUUUGGAGCAAAAAAUCGGGUGGUCUUUAAAAAGUUAUUAUAUCCAAAGAACAAGGCCAGGUACCACAUUUAAAUUGAAAAAAAAAUCAGAGUUGUGCUUUUUUUACAACACUGGAUUAAAUAAAAUAAACUUGUCAUACA
Molecule: messenger RNA, 9817 nt
Organism: Monodelphis domestica (gray short-tailed opossum)
Lineage: Eukaryota; Metazoa; Chordata; Mammalia; Didelphimorphia; Didelphidae
Gene: CRYBG3
Product: crystallin beta-gamma domain containing 3
Biological process (GO): visual perception; lens development in camera-type eye
Molecular function (GO): structural constituent of eye lens
Source: RefSeq, a predicted model, not a curated record